Molecule: messenger RNA, 3969 nt
Organism: Carya illinoinensis
Lineage: Eukaryota; Viridiplantae; Streptophyta; Magnoliopsida; Fagales; Juglandaceae
Exons: 2
Coding region: 1-3969 (1322 amino acids)
Molecular function (GO): RNA-DNA hybrid ribonuclease activity; nucleic acid binding
Source: RefSeq, a predicted model, not a curated record
AUGUGGGUUAAGCAUGAGGCUUUCAUGGACUGUGUGGCGGACUCUUGGGAGAAAGGGAUGGAGGAGAGGGGAAUGGCUCGUUUGGUAAAAAAAUUGAAAAAAAUGAAAAGUACUUUGCGUGGGUGGAAUAAGGAGGUGUUUGGGGCUAUGGCACUUAAUAUUAGACUCUCGGAAGACAGAGUGGGGAAGUUAGAAAAUAAAAUGCAAGAGGGCUUUAAUGAGGAAGACGAGCAAGACUACUUGGUAGCUAAAAUUGAACUGAACACUUGGCUAGAACGGGAAGAAACAAGAUUGAGACAACAAGCAAAACUUUCUUGGCUGGAGAAAGAAGAAGCCAGCGCAAGUUUCUUUCGAGCUUGUAAUGCUCGGUCCAAAAUGCAGGUUAAUGAAAUGCGACUACCUGAUGGAAAAUGGUUAAAGUCUUCGGAAGAAAUCCAUGAUGAAGCAGUUCAAUAUUUUAGUCAUUUUUUGGCUCAUAAGCAGGUGGGGGUACUUCCAGAUUUAUCAAAUCUGGUGCAAACAGUUGUUAUAGAGGAAGAUAAUGAGAGGUUGUGUCAGCUCCCUUCAAUCCAAGAUGUGAGAGAUGCAGUGUUUUCCAUUCCAGUUAAUAGUAGCCCGGGGCCAGAUGGGUUUGGGUCGGGUUUUUUUCAAGCUUGUUGGCAUAUUGUAGGCAAUGAUGUGGUGGAGGCAGUACAGGAAUUCUUCUUGGGGGCUGAUCUCCCCAUGAAUUUUGCAGCAUCUUUUAUGACCCUCAUUCCUAAGGUGGAGUUGCCAACAAACUUUGGCAAGUUUAGGCCGAUCAGUCUAUGCUUGACCUUCUACAAAAUCUGUUCGAAAAUAUUGGUGAGUCGACUGGCUCCGAUGCUUCCACGAAUUAUAGCUCCAGAACAAGGAGCCUUUAUCUCAGGCCGAAGCAUCUUCGACAAUAUAAGCCUCAUACAGGAGCUCGUACACAGUAUCAAUAAACCUGUCCGGGGCGGCAAUAUCAUACUUAAGCUGGAUAUAGCAAAAGCUUAUGAUAGUGUGGAUUGGAAUUUCCUCUUGCAUGUCAUGUCUCAUUUUGGGUUUUCAGGUCAGGUAUGUGACCUGAUCAGGAAGUGCAUUUCGAACGCUCAUUUUUCCAUCGUCAUGAACGGGGUUCUAAAGGGUUUCUUUAAAAGUGGUCGAGGAUUGAGGCAAGGGGAUCCAAUCUCCCCAUAUUUGUUUAUCAUGGUUAAAGAAAUUCUUUCCAGAUUACUAAAAGCAAAAUUUGAAGAAAAGAAAAUUGGCGUGUUUGUGCAACCUAGAGGUACCCCGUUGAUAUCGCAUUUGUUAUAUGCCGAUGACAUAGUAAUUUUUGCCAAUGGGAGUAAAGCUUCAGUGAGAGCCAUUUUGGAUGUUUUGUCUACAUAUGAGCAAUGGUCGGGUCAAAAUGUUAGAAAAGUCAAGUCUUCUAUAACCUUCUCGAAAUAUAUCACCAGGCUUAGACGGCGAUCGAUCCUACGGAUUACUGGGUUUGUGGAAGGCAAAACGCCUUUCAAAUACCUGGGAGUCCCAAUCAUUUCUGGGCGUAUGAAAACAGUUUACUUAGAGGAAAUUGUUGAAAAAAUUAAAGCAAGGUUGGAAGGAUGGAAGAAUAAAUUAUUAGCUAAUGGGGCCCCAGUGCUCCUCUUAAAGCAUGUCCUAAUGAGCCUCCCUAUAUAUUUAUUGUCUACUGUCUAUGUACCUGGUUCGGUAAUGAAAAGUAUCAAUAGAUGCCUAAGUAAUUUUUUCUGGGGUGUGCAUGAAGGAAAGCCAAAAAAACAUUGGAAGUCAUGGGAUAAGUUAUGCUUACCUGCAGCAGAAGGUGGAAUGGGGUUCAGAAAGUUUACAGAUAUUCAAAAGUCCCUCUUCUUGAAAUUUGCGUGGAAGAUUAUGGUGGAGGACUCGCUGUGGUCUAAUUUUUUUAGAGCCAAGUAUGUGCGACAGAAUCACAUCUCGCUUGUGGAAAGGGGAAAAGGUACUAGAUUCUGGAGGAUGGUAGCUUCAUGUAUGCCUGAUGUUCUAAAUCUCUCAAAAUGGAAGAUUAAAAAUGGUAACAUAUCCUUUUGGUUUGAUAAGUGGCUGGAUGAGGGUCCUCUAUGUAACCUGGUUCCUAUGGGUGAUUCUCCAAGCCUACUAGUUACAGAAUGCAAAAUGGAAAAUGGGUGGGAUGCUGCCAAGUUACACGGUACAUUAGGGGCCGAGCUAACGGAAAAAGUGCUGGAAGUGUUAAGUAAAAGCAGAGCAGGGUCAGACGUGCUGGUAUGGACAGCUAGUAAUGAUGGAAAAUUCUCCACUAAAAGUGCAUGGAACUGUGUUCGGAUUAAUGCCCCCAAGGUUAGAUGGGCAGACUGGGUUUGGCAUCCUUGCAUCCCAAAGAAUAUUUUGGUUAAUAUGUGGAAAGUUUUCAAUAAUGCUUUAAGUGUGGAUGAUAAAAUAAGAUCCAUUGGUAUUCCAAUAGCCUCAAAAUGUGAUUGUUGCUUGAAUGGUGGAUAUGAAAACAGAGACCAUGUGCUAGCUAAUGGGGACAUUGCAAAGGAGGUAUGGAGACUAGCAUACGCGCAGAUGGGUUUGGGUAGAACUACAGGAAUCUCUUGGAACCAGAUAGUGGAGGAAUGGCUUACUAAAGCUUCUAAAUCAUCACAACUAGGGCACCUACUCGGGAUCAUUCCAUCCACUGUGACCUGGUCCCCCUGGCUGAGAUGCUGUAAGGCACGAGCAAAAGGAAUAAAAGACUCGGCUAUUACGGUUUGGUAUAAUAUUAAAACAUGGAUAGCAAAAGUGGGAGAAAAGCUGAAAGUGGGGAAAAUGCUAUCGAGUCGAGAUCAAAAAAUUCUAAUGGAGUUGAACAUUCCAGUUAAACUUCCGAAAAGAUUAAUUCUGAAGUUGGUGCGAUGGACAAAGCCGACACUUGGACGUCUGAAGUUAAAUGUUGAUGGAAGCUCAAAUGGAAAUCCUGGUGCUGCAGGGGCGGGUGGAGUGCUUAGAGAUUCUAAGGGUGAUUUGCUCAUGUCAUUUUCGGUUCAUCUUGGUACAGGUACAAGUAAUUUUGCAGAAGUUAUGAGCUUAAUUCAUGGUCUCCGGCUGAUUAAAAGGAUGGGAGUGGUCCACAUUGAUCUGGAAUCAGAUUCCAUGAUGGUGAUCCAAGCAACACUUCGAUCUCUCCGAAGUGGAGUCUCGAGGACUCAGAUCAUCACCCCAGUCAUCCUUGCUCACUACUCAAGCGAUUGGGGGGACCAUUACAGCACCACUAGCUCUUCCGAAGUAGAAGAACUGGGGAAUGACGGCGAUGGGGAUUCGAGAUCCGAGAUCGAUACUCGGUCGAACUUCGGAAGGGCAUCAUCGGUAGCUGCGGAGCCGGAGCCGGAGCCGGAGCCGGAGCCUCCGCGGAAGUAUCCGACGAUGACGAAGUCAGAGGACGCAGGGUCAUCUGCGGAGAGCUAUCGGACCGGGGAGAUAUCAUCGGAUAACAUGAAGAUGGUUGUGAGGCACAAGGACCUGAAGGAGAUCGUGGAGGCUAUUAGGGAGAAUUUCGAGAACGCCGCUGCGGCCGGCGACCAGGUUUCGGAGAUGCUGGAGAUUGGCAGGGCUCAGCUCGAUCGGAGCUUCAGGCAGCUGAAGAAGACAGUGUACCAUUCAAGUAAUGUGUUGAGCAACCUGAGCUCGAACUGGACCUCAAAACCGCCACUUGCGGUUAAAUACAGGAUCGACGGUUCGCUCGAUGAACCGGGCGGUCCAAAGAGUCUCUGCUCCACCUUGGAGCGGCUCUUGGCUUGGGAGAAGAAGCUCUACGAAGAAGUCAAGUGUUUGGUAAAGAAAGACAGAGAGGACGUUAACGAUCCUACCAUGGCUGAAUUUUAUGAUAAAUUAGUCACUGCAUAUAGAGAUCCAGGCCUGAUGUCAUUGCGAUAUUCAAGAUCAGGCACCGAGGGACUCAGCUCUCCCCUUCUUCAAGCUGCCAAAGUCUGA